Abrus precatorius (Indian licorice) is the source of this 2009-nucleotide messenger RNA. RefSeq lists its product as uncharacterized. The record is from RefSeq and is a predicted model, not a curated record. NCBI's taxonomy places the organism in Eukaryota, Viridiplantae, Streptophyta, Magnoliopsida, Fabales, Fabaceae. Bases 295 to 1779 code for a protein of 494 amino acids. The transcript has 7 exons.
AACCUUUGACACACUCGCCUCCUACUCACAGUGACGCCGGCCACCAUCACUCCGCUCGUGAUCCGUUGGGUGUUAUGGUAUGCUUCAAUCCAUAUCCGGUGACUUCCUCUUAAGCGUCUUCCUCAGGGUGCUGUUCUCAUGUCUACAUUUACAUUCUAUGCUGCAUCGAAGCAAUUAUGUCAUUAGAUGUGACAGUAAAAAGUAUAAAACUGAUGCAAACAUUAUAUAUCAAAUAAUAGGUUCAUGUUGAAAUCUCUUUAACCUGUCCAUUAAAGCAUCUGUUUCACUUUGUCAAUGAGAGGAAGCUUUGGAAUAAGGAUCCAAAACCCCAACUUUUGCAAUGCUAGCAGAAAAACGCUAGUUCCAUUUUCUACAUCUUCCAAUUUUGGUGGUGGAGGUCGUGGUCGUGGAGGCUCUCCCUCUGGCUCAGGGCUGUUCAACAACAAUGAAAGAGCUCCAGGUAAGCCUAAUUCCAGCGACCCCAAAUCUGACACAACAGAGUCAACCAUUCCUCCUGGUUCUGGUCGUGGCCAUGGCCGUGGUAAACCAAUAUCUCCUCCAUCAGGUCUUCCUUCUUUCUCUUCAUUUAUAACAUCCAUAAAUCAGUCGCCUGCUGGUCGUGGCCGAGGAACAUCUCAACCUGAACAUGAUUUGCCACCACCAGAUUUUGGACCCAAAAAACCCAUUUUCUUCAAAAGAGAGGAUAGUGUUUCUCCGACAGCCUCAGAUGAUUUUUCCCCACCCAAAAAGCCCAUUUUUUCUAAAAAGGAGGAUGUUGUUAGCCCAAUAACCAGAUCUGGUGAUCAUGAGCAUGAUCACAAACUUCCAGGGAGCAUACUAGGGGUGUUGUCUGGAUUUGGGCGGGGGAAAACCAUGAAACAACCAGACUCAGAGACUAGAGUUCCAGAAGAGAAUAGGCAUCUCCGCACUCGACGAGCUCCUAAUGCUGCUGCAUCUGACUCUCUGCCUGAGAGACAGCCAAUACCAAGACAGGAUAAUGCGAAUGCACGAAGAAAUUUAUCUCAAGGUGAAGAUGAUAGAAGUGGUACCGGGAGAGGAAGAGGAUUUAGAGAGAGAGGUGGUCGUGGUCGUGGUCGUGGUCGAGGUCGAGGCCGAGGCCGAUCUGUAGGAAUGGAAGGGUUCAGAGAGAAGGAUGUGGAUGAAAGGAUUGACCGUCUUAUGGAUACUGAGGAUUCCUAUACUACAGGGCUGCAUGUUGGGGAUGAUGCAGAUGGUGAGAGAUUAGCCAAAAAGUUUGGACCAGAGAUAAUGAAUCAAUUGGAAGAAGCAUUUGAGGAAAUGACAGAGAGAGUUUUUCCAUCACCAUUAGAGGAUGAGUUUUUGAAUGCAUUAGACAUCAAUUAUGCAAUUGAAUUUGAACCAGAAUAUUUGGUGGAGUUUGAGAAUCCAGAUAUUGAUGAGAAGGAACCAAUUCCACUUCGAGAUGCACUUGAGAAGAUGAAACCGUUCUUGAUGGCAUAUGAGGGGAUUCAAAGUCAAGAAGAGUGGGAGGAAAUAAUGGAAGAGACAAUGGCACGAGUUCCAUUAUUAAAAAAGAUUGUUGAUCACUACAGUGGACCGGACAGGGUAACUGCAAAGAAGCAACAAGAAGAACUAGAAAGAGUUGCUAAAACUCUUCCAAAGAAUGCACCACUUUCAGUGAAGCAAUUUACUAACCGUGCUGUUAUCUCUCUUCAGAGCAAUCCAGGCUGGGGAUUUGACAAGAAAUGGUAUUUCAUGAAUAAGCUCGUUGGGGAGGUAUCGCAGCAUUACAAAUAAUUUAAUGUCUUCCAAGCUUUUGGUGCCUUUUUUGACAAGAAAAAUGCCAUUUUAUGAAUGCGAUCGUUUGGGGAGGAGGUUAUAAAAUGACUCAAGCUCAAUCAUGGUUGGUUUUUGGGUUUACUAUGUCCAUUGCAUUGUGGAUAAGUAAUCUGGCCUACUUUAAUUUUAGUUCUUGAUUAAAGAACUGCUAUAACUCUUGUAAUAAUACGAAUGAUAGUGUUUUUUUG